Messenger RNA from Tinamus guttatus (white-throated tinamou), 2335 nucleotides. Lineage: Eukaryota; Metazoa; Chordata; Aves; Tinamiformes; Tinamidae. The record is from RefSeq and is a predicted model, not a curated record.
UUACACCGUGCUUCCAGUGUUCCAGAACAUGUUUAUAACAUGGGGAUUACUGAAAAUGAUUUUGUACCAAGAACUCCAUAUGGUUUUUCAUAUUAUCAAUCAAACCAGGUGGCUUCACCAACUGCUUAUACAAAUGGCUGGGGGACUAGAACAACUUACAGGUCAAUGGAAGAGAGAUCUCAAAGGCAACCUCUGAAGAGAUUAGAGAUUUCUCCCCAACGAGGCCCUGAGAGAUUGGUAUAUGUGUCCAACGAUUUUCACUAUGACAGAGGAAUUCCAGCCGAAUUUUCUAUGAGACAUGGAGACAGCAGAAGAUCCAACAUGACUGUCCCACCAAGAUAUGCUCGAUCUGAGAUUAUUGGUUAUACUUUUCAGGAUUCGGUGAACAGGGGACGCUCUCUGAAAAGGCAGUCCCACAUGGGAACCAUUAAUGGCACAGUCUUUGAUGGUGUCCAUUCGAGCCCCACUGUACCUCUGUACCGGCAAGGAGGCAACAGCCGCAGUAUGACCAAUCUUUUGGAGAAAGAGAACAACCAGUCCCCAGCCAAUGCAACAGGACAAGUCAGAUCACCAGUUACGUCCUAUUUUGGGUCUCAGAACAGGCAAUCUUUGAGGUCCAGCUGGCACCAAACUACUUUCAGAAGCACACAGAACAGGAGGGAAGCUUCUCACCCAGCUUCAGUAACCAGUGUUACUGCAGAAACAGAUGGGAAGCGAUUGCCAUUGACAGCUGCCUUGGCAGCAGCCAGCAGAAAUGGUCUCCUGCCGAGUGAGCAAGUCACCAUCAGUGGAUCUCAGCUAGGGAGCCCAGAAGGGGAGAUGACUCUAGAGCAUGCAGUCAACAUAUUGAAGAGUGAAAAUACACAGUCACCAGCUAGGAUACUUCCUGCAGUGACUUUCAUACAGCAUGAAUGUUUCCAGAAAGCAGAAGCCAGAAGAAAAGUUUUCUCACUUGGUGGUAUCCCCAAACUUUUACAGCUUCUGGACGUUCAGAAUGAGGACAUUCAGCGGGCAGCAUGCGGUGCUCUGAGAAACUUGGUGUAUGAAGACAAUGACAACAAGCUGGAAGUGUCAGAGCAGAAAGGGAUUCCACUCUUGCUCCGUGUACUCCGAUACACCCAGGAUGUAGAGACUAAAAAGCAAAUAACAGGUUUGUUGUGGAAUUUGUCCUCCAAUGACCAGCUGAAGCACCUGUUGAUCAGAGAAGCCCUACAGACACUGACGGAAACUGUCCUCAUUCCCUACUCUGGCUGGCCAGAUAGAGAUUAUCCAAAGUCUAGUGUCUUACCUGACCCUGAUAUAUUCUACAAUGCCACGGGAUGCCUGAGGAACAUGAGCUCUGCUGGCCCAGAAGGAAGGAAAAAGAUGAGAGAAUGUGAUGGAUUGAUUGAUUCUCUUGUGUAUUAUAUUCAAGGAGCUAUUGCAGAUCACAAGCCUAAUGACAAGGCCACGGAGAAUUGCGUGUGCAUUCUUCACAAUCUCUCCUACCAGCUGGAGUUAGAACUCCCCGACAGAUAUGCCCAAAGCAUCUAUAUGCAAAGAAGAAAUAUCUCCACCAAUGACAAAACACCAGGCUGUUUCGGAACGCGGAGCAGAAAAGUGAAAGAGAAGCAACAGGACACCCCACUACCGGAGGAAAAGAGCAGUCCCAGAGGUGUAGAAUCGCUCUGGCAUUCCACACUGAUCAGGAUAUAUCUUUCCUUAAUAGCAAAGAGUACCAGAAACUAUACCCAGGAAGCAUCCCUGGGAGCACUUCAGAACCUCACAGCUGGCACUGGACCAAUGCCAUUGGCGGUGGCCCAGACUGUAGUUCGGAAGGCAAAUGGCCUUCCAAGCAUUCGAAAUAUGUUGCACGUUAGCAGCCCGACAGUCAGGAAAACGGCGGUCUCAUUGCUCAGGAACUUAUCUCGCAACACCUCUCUGCAAAGUGAUAUAGCUAGAGAAGUUUUGCCGGAUUUGGUCUCGAUACUUCCUGAUUCUGUCCCCGAGUCUGAUAUUGCUUAUGAGACCGCAGCUGCCAUCUGCUACACCUUGUACAAUUUGACACAGAGCAGCUCCCACAACGCACGGCUUCUCCUGAACACUGGCGGCCUACCAAAGAUUAUGACCAUCAGCAUGAGUGACAGUAACACAUUCAGCAAAGCCAGCAGGGCUGCCUCCCUCCUCCUCUACUCCUUGUGGUCACAUACGGAUCUCCACAGCGCUUACAGAAAGGCUGACUUCAAGAAGACAGAUUUCGUCAAUAACAGGACCACAAAAGCUUAUAACUCUCUGAAAGAUUGAAUCCAAUAAUCAGGCCACUGAAGAGGAGUGAGAUGAUAUGUCAGUUAAUAUA